AAGCGCGGAACACUAUUAUUUGAUUUCACGACAGCAAAAACCUUUCAGUUUUCUUUUUCUUGCUAAAACCUCUAUCUAAAAAGCCUCUUGAUCGAAUAUUACGCUAUUUAAAAUAUUUUCGUAAAAUUUUCAUUUGACGUUCAGUUUCAAUUUCAAUUGUUAUUGUUGAACUUUUACUUGCGUUGUUUGUUAUUAUUUACUGAUACGGGUUAUAAGCGAUUGUAUUUUAGCUAAACCUCGAUACUAUUAUAAUAGUUAAUUUGUUUUAGAUUAAUAUGUUGUUACAUUUAUUUAUAGUGUUUUCUUUUAGUUUUAAUUUUAAUUUAGCAUUUAACGAAAAUGCUCCCGUAGUUAUAACGACGUGGGCGUUUACAAAUGCAACUAUAAAAGCUUGGGAUAUUUUGAGAGUCGGUGGUAAAGUUUUGGAUGCCAUAGAACAGGGUGCUUCGGUGUGUGAAGAGAUGCAAUGUGAUGGAACUGUAGGGUAUGGUGGUAGUCCAGAUGAAAGUGGGGAGACCACACUAGAUGCCCUUAUUAUGGAUGGAAAAACAAUGAAUGUUGGUGCUGUUGGAGCACUUCGCAGAGUAAAGAAAGCAAUAUCUGUAGCUCGAAGGGUAUUGGAGCACACUCACCAUUCCAUCCUCGUUGGUGACCAAGCCACACAGUUUGCUGUUCAAAUGGGCUUCCAUGAGGAGUCACUUACCACUCCAGUGUCAAAGGAUCUGUGGGAAGAUUGGCAUAAGGAAAAACACUGUCAACCCAACUUUUGGAUUGAUGUUGAGCCAGAUCCAAAACAACAUUGUGGUCCUUACCACGAAUUAAAGCCAAAGACUACUACUACUGAGACUACUGAGAAGCCAAAAACCGAAAAGACUACAACUACUGAAAAGGCUAAAACUGAAAAGAAGGGUCAUCUUGAAAAGGCUUAUUUUGAAAAAGCUAAUACUCCUGAGGUGCACAUGCUAGUAAAUAGAUUCAAUCAUGAUACUAUCGGAAUGGUGGCCAUUGACAGUUAUGGUGAUAUGGCUGCUGGUACUUCCACCAAUGGUGCUAAAUUUAAAAUACCUGGGCGUAUUGGUGACUCUCCGAUACCGGGAGCUGGUGCCUAUGUUGAUAAUGAAGUGGGUGGGGCGGCCGCCACCGGAGACGGUGACGUCAUGAUCAGAUUUUUGCCAAGUUAUGUAGCAGUUGAUGAAAUGCGACGAGGUGCAAUGCCGGAAGACGCAGCAAGAAUAGCUAUAAAGAAGAUAGCUGCUUACUAUCCAGAUUUCAUGGGGGCCGUUAUAGCUUUGACAAAAUCUGGACUACACGGCGCUGCUUGCCAUGGGUUGAAAAAGUUUCCUUACGUAGUACAGGACGAUACCAGAAAAACAUGUGAAGUCAUUGAAGUACCUUGUGAAAAAAAAUGUUGUCCAUAGUAAAUUGUAGUGAGUAAUAUUGAGUAAAGUUAUUCAAAACCUGA
This is a messenger RNA of Trichoplusia ni (cabbage looper), 1462 nucleotides long. RefSeq names its product N(4)-(Beta-N-acetylglucosaminyl)-L-asparaginase-like. Gene Ontology annotation, molecular function: N4-(beta-N-acetylglucosaminyl)-L-asparaginase activity. The transcript is spliced from 6 exons. Gene Ontology annotation, cellular component: lysosome. Gene Ontology annotation, biological process: protein deglycosylation. NCBI's taxonomy places the organism in Eukaryota, Metazoa, Arthropoda, Insecta, Lepidoptera, Noctuidae. The record is from RefSeq and is a predicted model, not a curated record. The coding region runs from base 276 to 1418 and encodes 380 amino acids.